CUGUCAUUAGUGUCAUUCUAUCAAAGCUUGAGACUAUCGUUGUGUUUGUUGAUUAUAUUUCAAAUUCUUCAAAAUUUAUAAUUAUGACGGAAACUACAGAAAAAGUAGAGAAUUGUUCGGAAGCAAGAAGACGAAUACUCAACAUUGCUGUGUCCACAGUGCUACUAGAAACAGGAUUUGAUGCUGCUGACAAAAUGUCUUUAGAAACUCUCACAGAAAUCAUGCAAUGCUUUCUAUCAGAAGUUGGUAACUCUGCUAAAGGCUACUGUGAGUUAUCAGGAAGAGUUGAACCGGUUCUUGGAGAUGUGGUCAUGGCUCUCAUCAAUAUGGGUAUAGGUCUGCAAGGCUUGGAACAAUAUGCUGUCAGACCAAAUAGACAUGUGAUUCAACCACUGCAGCAGGCUCCAGCCCCUCGCACACCAGCUAUGCUUUCAGCAGGGUCUAAGGCUAAACCGGCCCCACAUAUACCAUUUCACCUGCCACCGCUACCUGAUCCACAUGCAUAUAUAAGAACACCUACCCACAAGCAGCCAGUAACUGAGUAUGAAGCUAUUAGAGAAAAGGCUGCUUCACAGAAGAGAGAUAUUGAAAGAGCCUUAACAAAAUUCUUGGCGAAAACUAGUGAAACACAUAAUCUCUUCAACACAGAUGAUAAUCAAGUGUUUCCAUUAAUAGCCUGCAAACCUACAUUCCCUGCAUAUCUGCCGUGCCUGCUACCGACUGACCAAGUAUUUGAUUUUGAUGAACUAGAAUAUCACUUUCAAGUUGCAAAUAGAACUGAAGAUAUGCCAGCAGACAAAAAAGAUCAAUCGGACAAUGAAGGCGAUAAUGGUGGCGACAAUGACAACCCAAAUAGUUCACAAAUGGAUAAUCAGGAUACGAGUAUGGCAUCUAGUCCCGACAGAAGUAAAUCUGGUGGAUAAAAUAAUAAUUUUGCAGAGAGUGAAUAUUAUAAGACUACUGAAAACAAUAAUAAUAUUUAAUUAUUUAAGUAA
Messenger RNA from Trichoplusia ni (cabbage looper), 995 nucleotides. Its product is annotated as transcription initiation factor TFIID subunit 8-like. Gene Ontology annotation, cellular component: transcription factor TFIID complex. The coding region runs from base 84 to 923 and encodes 279 amino acids. The record is from RefSeq and is a predicted model, not a curated record. The transcript has 6 exons. Gene Ontology annotation, molecular function: protein heterodimerization activity. NCBI's taxonomy places the organism in Eukaryota, Metazoa, Arthropoda, Insecta, Lepidoptera, Noctuidae. Gene Ontology annotation, biological process: transcription initiation at RNA polymerase II promoter.